Melopsittacus undulatus (budgerigar) is the source of this 2020-nucleotide messenger RNA. Its product is annotated as digestive cysteine proteinase 1-like. Gene Ontology annotation, biological process: positive regulation of peptidase activity; positive regulation of apoptotic signaling pathway; immune response. NCBI's taxonomy places the organism in Eukaryota, Metazoa, Chordata, Aves, Psittaciformes, Psittaculidae. The transcript has 11 exons. Gene Ontology annotation, cellular component: lysosome. The record is from RefSeq and is a predicted model, not a curated record. Gene Ontology annotation, molecular function: cysteine-type endopeptidase activity; cysteine-type endopeptidase activator activity involved in apoptotic process. Bases 29 to 1798 code for a protein of 589 amino acids.
GGUGGUGCUGGGCGCCGGGGCGGCGAGGAUGGGUGCUCUGCACUGGGUCAUAGCCUGUGCGCUCUGCACCAUCACCCGGGGACAGGACCCUGGGCUCUCCCGCUCACCCCCUCACUUCGGCUCCAUCUACCAUGUCCAAGGUGUCAUCAGCCUGCCCUAUGCUGAGAUUGAGGAGCCCUUCGAAGCCUGGUACAACCUGACAGGGAACAAGAGCCGCAUCCAGUACUAUGGGGGGCAGGUGAUAACGUACCAGCUGGCAGCUGUGAAGCCCUAUGGGAUGCGGUACAAGAUCACCCCAGAGACCACCGAGAAGGAGGUGAACACCAAGAAAUGCUUCCAGUUGCCUGGCUCCAAGGAGGACGUGGUCAAGGCUCAGAGCGUCUUCCCCACCAUGGAUGGCUUCAAGCCCCUCUCCAGGUUUCCAGCACUGGAGCUGCCUCACCCUGCUUCCCACCCCGUGUUCAGCUGUUUGCCAAUGGCUGGAGCCAAGAGCCUGGCGAGGGCACAGGAGCUGAUGCUGUGUCCCCUCCAGUUCCUGCGGGAGGAGUACUACCGGGGCCGGUACUGUGCCGUGUGGCAGAACAUCACCCACUGGGCACAGAAGAAGAACGUCUACACACUGUGGGUGACCAACUCCAGCUGUGGGGUGGCCCCCGUGCACUACGAGAUGCGGGGCUACAACAGCCUGCUGGGCUCCCACUAUGACAAGUAUGAGAUUGCCUACACUGAAUUUGACAACAGCUUCCCACCUUCCAUCUUUGACCUCCCCAUCAAUGAGACGAAGAAGUGCGGGGUCCUGCCGGGGAGCGCAGCGGAGCACCGUGUGCUGGCCAACCCCAUGGAGGACCUGGUGGGACGGCACCAACCCUGGGCCCAUGAGGUGUUCCACCACUACCGCCGGCAGCACGGCCGGAGCUAUGGCUCCGUGCGGGAGCUGGAGCACCGGCAGAGCAUCUUCGUACACAACAUGAGGUUCGUGCACUCCAGGAACCGCGCCGCGCUCUCCUACACGCUGGCCCUGAACCACUUGGCCGACCGCAUGCCCCAGGAGCUGGCUGCACUGCGGGGCCGGCGCCGCAGCCGGGCCCCCAACACCGGGCAGCGCUUCCCCACCGAGCUCUACACCGGCCUCAUCCUGCCCGAGAGCCUCGACUGGCGCAUGUAUGGUGCUGUGACCCCCGUCAAGGACCAGGCCGUCUGCGGCUCCUGCUGGAGCUUUGCCACCACCGGUGCCAUGGAGGGUGCCCUAUUCCUCAAGACCGGUGUGCUGACCCCCCUGUCCCAACAAGUCCUCAUCGACUGCUCCUGGGGCUUCGGGAACUACGCCUGUGAUGGGGGUGAGGAGUGGAGAGCCUAUGAGUGGAUCAAGAAACAUGGCGGCAUCGCCAGCACUGAGUCCUAUGGCACCUACAAGGGGCAGAACGGUUUGUGCCACUACAACCAGUCUGAGAUGCUGGGCAAGAUCACAGGCUACGUCAACGUCACCUCGGGCAACAUCACAGCAGUGAAAGCUGCCAUCUACAAGCACGGCCCUGUGGCCGUCAGCAUCGAUGCCUCGCACAAGUCCUUCUCCUUCUACUCCAACGGCAUCUACUACGAGCCCAAGUGUGCGAACGAGACAGGAGAGCUGGACCAUGCAGUGCUGGCCGUGGGCUAUGGGGUCCUGCAGGGAGAGACCUACUGGCUCAUCAAGAACUCCUGGUCCACCUACUGGGGCAACGAUGGCUACAUCCUCAUGGCCAUGAAGGACAACAACUGUGGUGUGGCCACUGAGGCCACCUACCCCAUCCUGGCCUGAGCCACCCUAUGGGCUGCAGGAAGAGCCCUCGGUGAUGCUCUUGGCACCCAUCCCUGGACGAGCAUCCUUGAUCACCCAUCCCUGGAUCAGCAUGUCCCAGUCAGCCCUUGGGUGCGAGCCCAUCACGCAGCAGGAAGCUGUGGGACAUGGUGGGACAGGGCCAUGGGGUGCUGGACAAGGGGACCCUGCUGUGGACUUGCCAAUAAAGCCCCUGGAAGAACA